Messenger RNA from Eruca vesicaria subsp. sativa (arugula), 534 nucleotides. NCBI's taxonomy places the organism in Eukaryota, Viridiplantae, Streptophyta, Magnoliopsida, Brassicales, Brassicaceae. The record is from the annotation of a GenBank genome assembly.
AUGGAUCCAGUUUUCUUCUUAGCCAUCAUAUAUGUCAACCGCCUCCUACCUCUCCCACCCUCAUCUUCCGCCGUCGCCGCCACACGACUCCAACCACCCCCACUUCACAACUCUAGGGUUUGGCUACACCAUAGCCAUAGCUCUCGGUUUCCUCAUCCUCAUUUCCAUCGCCCUUCUAUACUCGUAUCUGUUGCCGCGACUCUCGCCGCCGCACAACCGCCGUUGAAUCCACCGAAGAACCUGGAAGAAGCAACAUCCUCCGCGUCUUCCGAUGGUUUAGGCGGCGGAGGAGAUACGUCGUGUUCGAUAUGUCUAUGUGAGUAUAGAGAAGCAGAGAUGUUGACGAUGAUGCCAGAGGGUAACCACUACUUCCAUUUAUGUUGUCUUGACGCGUGGCUUAGACUCAACGGUUCUUGUCCUAUUUGUCGGAACUCUCCGCUUCCGACGCCUAUGUCUACACCACUUUCAACACCUUUGUCGGAAGUUGUGCCGCUCUCCCAGUAUGCCGCUGAUCGGAGGAGAGCAAGAAGAUGA